AUGAACGCCGCCAUAAACGUCGCAGAAACCGCGACAGAGUCGCUAAAAAAACACAUGGUCAUUCCAGAUGUGAUUAAAGACCAAUCUUUCAAGCCAUGGGGUCUGCUAGCCGCAGAAUAUUCCCCUAGUUCGCCCAUUGCUAUGGGAAACACCCUUCUUGUGAAAGAUACACAAUCCAAGCCAAAAGUGCACUUCACAUUGGAUCCGCAAUCGGAGUUCAAAAUCAGAGACCAGGACUUGUUUACGUUGGUGCUCACUGAUCCAGACGCUCCAUCCAGAGAAGACCACAAGUGGUCAGAAUACUGUCACUUUGUGGAAGCUGAUAUCAGGCUACCAUUCGAAUACGCUCACAACUCCACGUCUGCGGUGCCCGAUUUCGUUUCAUGUGAGCUAAGGGGCGGUAGGAGUAUUGUUGAGUACCAGGGUCCUGCUCCUCCAAAGAAUACUGGAAAGCACCGUUACGUUUUGAUGCUUUUCAAGCAGCCUAACGACUCGUCGAAAUUCACCAAGAUUGCGGACAGACCUAACUGGGGAUAUGGGACUGCAGCCACUGGCAUCCACAAAAUGGCUACUGAAAACCACUUGCAGCUAAUUGCGGCAAACUUUUUCUAUGCGCAGGCCGAUUAG
Lachancea mirantina is the source of this 627-nucleotide messenger RNA. Lineage: Eukaryota; Fungi; Ascomycota; Saccharomycetes; Saccharomycetales; Saccharomycetaceae. The record is from the annotation of a GenBank genome assembly.